AGACAAUCCCUUCUUCAACAUCUCCCUCGCUGCUCCACGUCUGUCUAUUCACCCGAUCACUUCUCGCCUUCCAUCUCAGUCCAGUUCUUAAAAUGGCUCCCCACAAUGUCCGGUGGGGUAUCAUGGCUACGGGAGGGAUUGCCGAUUCCUUCGUGCGAGACCUUCUUAGGGACCCCGCCAUUCGCGAUGUAUUCGACGUCUCUCACACCGUUGUCGCUGUAGCAUCCUCGUCGUCUUCAGCGCGUGCAGAAAAGUUCAUCUCAGACACAGGAAUUCCAGCUCCCUGCGCUGCCUAUGGCUCCUACCACGAUCUCGUGGCCGACGCCAACGUGGACGUUGUCUACGUCGCAACCCCGCACUCCCACCACUUCCAGAACGUCAUGCUCACCCUCGAGGCCGGGAAAAAUGUCCUCUGUGAGAAGGCCUUCACCGUCAACGCAGCCCAAGCCAAAAUCCUAUGCGAUACCGCGAAGCAGAAGAACCUAUUCCUCAUGGAGGCCAUCUGGACUCGCUACUUCCCCUUGAGCAUCCAGAUCAGAGACUUGAUUAAGCAGGGCGCUAUCGGCGAGGUGCUGCGUGUCAUUUCCGACAAUAGCUUCGGAGAUCCCGUCGAGGAGACUUGGGGAACAGAACAUCGCAUGGUCAACAAGGACCUGGCUGGUGGAUGUUUGUUGGACUUGGGAAUUUACUCUUUGACUUGGGUCUUCCAGACCUUGUAUCACACCCUGCCCCGGGAACAGCGUAAACCUCCUUCGGCCGUCUCGGCCCACAUGACGCUCUAUCAUCUGACCGGCGCCGAUGAAGCCACCACCAUCCUUCUGAGUUUCCCGACGACCACGCCCUCCAACCUGCCUCAUCUGGGCAAGUCGCAAGCCGUGGCUAUGACACAUCUUCGCGUCGCAACGGACCCUGAUGAGACUAACUCUGCCCGUCCGGCAAUCCGUAUCCAGGGCACCAAGGGUGAGAUUCAGGUGGAUGGGCCGGCUUUCCAACCCGAACGGUACCGGAUCAUUCCCAAGAAGGGAGAGGGCGAGUCGAAGGAGGUCGAGUGUCCGUUCCCUGGAGAUGGCAGGGGCAUGUUCUGGGAGGCGGACGAGGUCGCGCGUUGCUUGCGCGAUGGGAAGCUGGAAAGUGAGACUAUGCCGUGGGAGGAGAGUAUCGUCAUCAUGGAGGUGAUGGAUGAGGUCCGGCGGCAGGGCGGAUUGACAUAUCCGGAGAAGAUUGAAUCCACGGCGUACCCUCUGGAGCUGUAGAUCCACUGCCGCU
Messenger RNA from Aspergillus sclerotioniger CBS 115572, 1266 nucleotides. Its product is annotated as Gfo/Idh/MocA family protein. The transcript is spliced from 4 exons. The record is from RefSeq and is a predicted model, not a curated record. Bases 93 to 1253 code for a protein of 386 amino acids. Gene Ontology annotation, molecular function: nucleotide binding. NCBI's taxonomy places the organism in Eukaryota, Fungi, Ascomycota, Eurotiomycetes, Eurotiales, Aspergillaceae.